AUGGAAUCCUUCAUAAUUAAGAACAAUAAGCUAAGUGGUCUUUUUCCUUCAUUAACAGAUUGUACAUCUAUAAAAAUAAUUGAUUUUGGGCAUAACUCAUUUAAAGGUCCGAUUCCAAAGACAAUUGAGAAUCUUUCAGCCCUACAGGUGCUGGUCGUAAAGGGUAAUUAUUUCAGAGGCAGUAUUCCUUCAGAAAUUAGCAACCUGAAACACCUUCAGAUGCUCGACCUUUCAUCAAAUCAGAUAUCAGGGUUUAUUCUGAACAACAUUCUAUAUUUAAAAGCAAUGACCUUAACAUAUGAUAAAUUUAAUAUGAAUGUCAAGGGUAUAGAUCUCUCAAAAAAUCAUUUGAAUGGAGAGCUUCCUUCUAAUUUUGGCAAGCUUAAAGGUUUGCAGUUUCUUAAUCUGUCCAAUAACAAUAUCAACGGUACUAUUCCAAGUACUUUGUGGGAAAUAAGUAAGCUAGCAGUGCUGGACCUUUCUUCAAACGGCAUUUCUGGAAAUAUCCCUUUGGAGCUUGAAUCUCUAUGCUACUUGGGAUCUUUAAAUUUGUCCAACAACCACCUAUCGGGAAGCAUACCGCAAGGAGUAUUGAUGAUGACAUUUGGCCAGUCAUCUCAUUCAGGGAAUCCAAAUUUAUGGGGCUGUCCACUUGUGAAGAAUUGUUCUUGGCCACAAUUUGCUCCACCUGUUUCUAUUACUGAUGACGAAGAUGACAGUAAAGAGAAGAGAAAGAAAAUACCAUGGUAUGGGAUUAGACAGGGAUUUUCACAUGGAGUGGUUUUUGCUGGUUUACUGUUAUUACUUGUGGUGAGAAAGAGUUGGAGACAGAAGUUUUUCAAGGGGGUUGACAUGACUGUGAACUUUUUGUGUCCUUUCUUCUACAAUAGGCGAUUAUGA
Cryptomeria japonica (Japanese cedar) is the source of this 900-nucleotide messenger RNA. RefSeq names its product receptor-like protein EIX2. Bases 1 to 900 code for a protein of 299 amino acids. The transcript has a single exon. NCBI's taxonomy places the organism in Eukaryota, Viridiplantae, Streptophyta, Pinopsida, Cupressales, Cupressaceae. Gene Ontology annotation, molecular function: protein binding. The record is from RefSeq and is a predicted model, not a curated record.